This is a messenger RNA of Elgaria multicarinata webbii, 471 nucleotides long. It is a transcript of the gene TOMM20L, whose product is annotated as translocase of outer mitochondrial membrane 20 like. The record is from RefSeq and is a predicted model, not a curated record. Gene Ontology annotation, biological process: intracellular protein transport; protein targeting; protein import into mitochondrial matrix. The coding region runs from base 1 to 450 and encodes 149 amino acids. Gene Ontology annotation, molecular function: transmembrane protein transporter activity. Gene Ontology annotation, cellular component: mitochondrial outer membrane translocase complex; mitochondrial outer membrane. The transcript is spliced from 5 exons. NCBI's taxonomy places the organism in Eukaryota, Metazoa, Chordata, Lepidosauria, Squamata, Anguidae.
AUGGAGCGGUGGCCGCGUCGGGCGCUGCCCUGGCUGCUGGUGGGCGCCUGCUGCGGCCUGGCCGUGCUCGGCUGCUGCCUCUAUUUCGACGCGAAGCGGCGGAGCGCCCCCGACUUCAAACGGAGGCUGAGGGAAAAAAGAAGAAAAGAACAUGAAAAGGCAAAAGAGCGUGAAGCAGAGUUAUGGCAGCUGAAAGAAACAGCUAAGGUACAAGAGUUCUUUCUGCAAGAGAUACAGCUGGGAGAGCUCUGGCUGGCAAGAGGAGAGCACAAGAAGAGCACUGAACACCUCGCAAAUGCCAUUUCAGUGUGUAGACAUCCAAACCAGUUGAUGCAAGUCCUGGAACAGACUCUACCUCCCCAAGUAUUUGAGAUGCUUGUGCACAGCAUUCCAUAUGCAAUGCAACGACUUGAGACAGCCCUGAACAAGCAGGAUGAUAGAGACGAAUGAGAAUGUAACAUCACACAAAAA